Messenger RNA from Talaromyces proteolyticus, 1320 nucleotides. Its product is annotated as DNA glycosylase. Bases 1 to 1320 code for a protein of 439 amino acids. The transcript has a single exon. Lineage: Eukaryota; Fungi; Ascomycota; Eurotiomycetes; Eurotiales; Trichocomaceae. The record is from RefSeq and is a predicted model, not a curated record. Gene Ontology annotation, molecular function: catalytic activity. Gene Ontology annotation, biological process: base-excision repair.
AUGAAGACAGCGCAUUGGCAAGCUAAAGAAAAAGUCCAAAAACGAACCUCGAAACCUUCUUCUUCGACAUCAAAAGAUGUAUUUAGGAUUUCCAAACUGACUACGGCAACACCUGCUAAGCGAAAGAGAGAGUUGCCCAUUCAAGAGGUCGACAUAAAUGAGUUACCUCACAAUCUAGGCAAGAGCUCCACGGAUCUCUCUGAUUCUCUAAGUACCAUCAAAUUUGAAGCAGAGGUUAAACCACAACCAAUCCACAUCAAAACUGGAGGUCAGACAAAAAGCCUCGGAGGACAGACAACCAAUACGUCCAAAAAUAGUAAGGGCAGAAAAGGUGCUGCACAGUACGGUCUCUCCCCUGGUGUUAGCCCCUUCCCCGAUCAUGCACAUCCAACAGCGGAUGAGUGUGAGGAAGUCAAUCGUCUUUUGUCAUCUUUACAUGGCGAGGUCAAAGUUCCGACUACAAUCCCGCAGCCCUCGCUCACGGUCACUGGUUGCGGAGAAGUCCCGUCUGUUUUAGAUGCGCUUAUCCGCACGCUCUUGAGCGGUGCGACUACUGGUGCCAAUUCUGCGCGCUCUUUUCAAGGUCUUGUUCAGCGAUUCGGUAUACUCGAAAGUGGAAUUGGUAAAGGAAGUGUCAACUGGAAUGCUGUUCGCGAGGCUCCUAUUGAUGAGGUCUUUCAAGCUAUGAAAAGCGGUGGCUUGGCGACUACGAAAAGUAGAUACAUCAAGCAAAUUCUCAACAUGGUCUAUGAAGAGAAUCAAGCACGUAGAGAAGCACAUAUAAACUCAGAAAAGGGAACAGAAGAAACCGGGCCGGUCGGCGCAGACCAUGAAUCCAAGGCACAGAAGGAAGUCGAAAUAGCAUUGAUCGAUGAAAAUGUGCUAUCUCUCGAUUGGGUUCACGCCCUAGAUAAGGAACAGGCAAUGCUCGAGCUGAUCAAGUAUCCAGGUAUUGGGCCGAAAACUGCUGCAUGUGUGAUACUUUUUUGCCUUCAGCGCCCAUGCUUCGCUGUUGAUACGCACAUCUUUCGUAUUUGCAAAUGGCUUGGGUGGCUACCUAGCAGCGGCAAACGAGUCUCUGAGAUCAACGCAUUCAGCCAUUUAGAGGUCAGAGUUCCUGAUCAUUUGAAGUAUGCCCUCCAUCAGCUGUUGAUUCGCCAUGGCAAAAGCUGCCCGCGUUGUCGAGCAAUUACGGGAGAAAAAAGCGACGGUUGGGAAAAAGGAUGCGUUAUCGACCACCUCGUGACGAGGACAGGGAAGAGAAAAGGCGGCGUUACCAAGGAUGAUAGCUCUGAGCUUUUAUCUACUGAUGAGGAUUAG